Meloidogyne enterolobii is the source of this 384-nucleotide messenger RNA. Lineage: Eukaryota; Metazoa; Nematoda; Chromadorea; Rhabditida; Meloidogynidae. The record is from the annotation of a GenBank genome assembly.
AUGGCAUCCAGCCAUUUGUUUCUUUUACUCUCUUUGUCCAAUUUUGUCUUGAAAAUUGAAGCCACCCAUUACAAAACCUUGAUGGUUGAUAAAAAUGCUUCGCCAGAUGAGAUUGACGAUGCAUUUUAUGAAAGGAAAGAGAAAAAUCGAAAUGCCAAACAGAGCGAUAAAGCUUUCAUUGAAAAUUUGGAAAAAUUGUCUGAAGCUCAUUCUGUUCUGAGCGAUAAAACAAAAAGGGAAGAAUAUGAUAGUGAACUUGCUAAAAAUAAAGGAAAAUCUAAGGAAGGAGAAAGUUCAAAUGCUGGAAUGCAAAAAGCCGAAGAGACGCAAGGUUUAUUAAAUGUUGCGAUCCUCCACAAUUUGGUGGAGGAUCGCAUCGUUUAA